Mesoplodon densirostris (Blainville's beaked whale) is the source of this 1505-nucleotide messenger RNA. It is a transcript of the gene MFAP2, whose product is annotated as microfibril associated protein 2. The record is from RefSeq and is a predicted model, not a curated record. Gene Ontology annotation, cellular component: microfibril. Bases 557 to 1108 code for a protein of 183 amino acids. Gene Ontology annotation, biological process: embryonic eye morphogenesis. NCBI's taxonomy places the organism in Eukaryota, Metazoa, Chordata, Mammalia, Artiodactyla, Ziphiidae. The transcript is spliced from 10 exons.
GUGUCCUGGAAGCUGGGAGAAGCCAAAAGGGAGGGCAAGGCUACUCCUCGCUGAGCGGCGGUGGGCGAAUCAUCUUUUUGAGCCUCCUCUGUAAAAUGGGGGCAGCACGCCCACUUCACCCAUCUCACCACUUUGCGCUCCAGCUGUGAUGAGGCCGCGAGGAGAAAGCAUUUUGCACAGCGGAAAGUGCUGAACAGACGUGAGGCUGGCUCCGCGGGCGCCUCCUCCCCGCGGGGCUGCCCCCGGAAGAGGGUUGAAGACCCGAGGUCGCGGCGUGGAGGCCCUGGCGGCGGCGGCGGCGCUCGCGUUAGGACCCAGCGGAUCCAAGUUGGAGGGCGGGCGCCGGCCCCGUCGGGGGCCCGGAGGGGGGUUCGGAGCGGGCAAAGGGGCGGCUCCGGCGGGCGGACUCGGAGCGGGCCGCGGAGUGACCCGGCCAGCUGUGCGGCGCUGCAACAUCUGGUUUCCUCCAGCCGGACCCCAGCCCGGCCUCUGGAGCAGACAGAGCCUCCAGCAGACUGUCCCCUGACACCAGUCCAGCCCGCCUCGUUGUGUAACCAUGAGAGCUGCCUACCUCUUCCUGCUGUUCCUGCCUGCAGGCCUGCUGGCUCAGGGCCAGUACGACCUGGAUCCGCUGCCUCCGUUCCCAGACCACGUCCAGUACACCCACUAUAGCGACCAGAUCGACAACCCGGACUACUAUGAUUAUCAAGAGGUGACUCCUCGGCCCCCGGAGGAGCAGUUUCAGUUCCAGUCCCAGCAGCAAGUCCAACAGGAAGUCAUACCAGCUCCCACCUUAGAACCAGGAACUGUAGAGACGGAGCCCACGGAGCCUGGGCCUCUGGACUGCCGCGAGGAGCAGUACCCGUGUACCCGCCUCUACUCCAUACACAAGCCUUGCAGACAGUGUCUCAACGAGGUCUGCUUCUACAGCCUCCGCCGUGUGUAUGUCAUCAACAAGGAAAUCUGUGUCCGCACGGUCUGUGCCCACGAGGAGCUCCUGCGAGCUGACCUGUGUCGUGACAAGUUCUCCAAAUGUGGCGUGAUGGCCAGCAGCGGCCUGUGCCAAUCUGUGGCAGCCUCCUGUGCCAGGAGCUGCGGGGGCUGCUAGGGUGGAACUGGCAGCCCGAACCCUGGACCCUCCUCGGAUCUGGGGCCCUCAGGCUCUGCCUGACCUGGUGCUUUUCUCCCCAGCCAGACGUUCCUUUUAUCCCGUAAAAAGUUAGUGGCUGCGGCGCUGGGGGUUGCCUCAGGCCCUUCCCCCAGCCUGUGGCCACCUUGGGGCACAAAGGGGGCUCCCCAGUGUCCAGUCUCCGCCCUCAGGGGGGGGACAUCCCACGCCUCUCUAUGGGACCUGGGCCCCUGAUGUGCCUUCUCCAUCCCUCUGAGGACAGUCCCCCACUCCAGCCCCACCCCCAAGGUAGGCUAUGACCCUCACCCCAGCUGGUCUGCUUGGAUUUCCUACAGCCCCUGGGCAUAGACCACCUUUGUUUUAUACAAAAUUAAAA